Molecule: messenger RNA, 765 nt
Organism: Insectozyma verbasci
Lineage: Eukaryota; Fungi; Ascomycota; Pichiomycetes; Serinales; Debaryomycetaceae
Source: the annotation of a GenBank genome assembly
AUGUCAAAUAAUAAUAAUAUAGAUAAACCAACUUGUCCAAUUAAUAUAAAACAAUCAUGGUGGUCAAAACUACUCUGGAAACAUCCAGCACAAUCACAACCAACUCCUAUAUCAGCUUGUCCCGUGGAUCAUUCAUUAUUUUCAACCCCAUCACAACCAGUUUGCCCCGUCGAUGAUGAAACAAAAUCACAAUGGGUUAAAAACAUACAAAUACAAAUCCCAGAUGCAAUAGAACAAGAAUCACUUUCAUGUGACUCAUCAGUUGAUCAUCAACCAACCUCAAAUGUCAAUUUACCAGUGGAUAGAGAUAUCAGUUCAAUUCCAAGAACAUCUUCAAAUUCAAAUUGGAUAUACCCUAGUCAAAAACAAUUUUAUGAAGCUAUGAAGAGAAAAAAUUGGGAUCCAAAUCAGAAUGAUAUGAAAGUUGUUGUUCCUAUUCAUAAUCUCGUUAAUGAAAGGGCAUGGAAACAUAUUAUGUUUUGGGAGAAACCAAAUUUGAGAAAUUGUCCUAAUAUAACUUUGACUAGUUUCAAAGGUGAUCUGAAGAAGAUGACUCCGAGAGCAUGGAUAAAGACAAAUGUAUUUGGGUAUGACCCUCCUUUUGAUAGACAUGAUUGGAAAAUAGACAGGUGUGGUGUUGAAGUUGAUUAUGUCAUUGAUUUUUAUAAUUUAAAGGGAUCUAAUGAUGUUUGGUUGGAUGUUAGACCUAAAUUAAAUAGUUAUGAAGGUGUAAAAUUGCGGAUAUUGAAUGCUAUUGGAAUAUAG